CGUGGCCCCAGCGCGGCUGGGAGCUGGGGACGAGUCCCCCCCCCCAACAACCUCUCUAUCCUGCCCCUGGGAGUACUCCCUCCACCACCACCCACACACACCAGCCCAGGGAGGGGUGCUCGCUGCUGUGAGAGCCCCCCCCAACAGAAAAAUUAAAUAACAGCAAGAGAGAGAAGGGGGGGAGGGAGAAGAGCGAGACAGAGAAACAGAAGAGGCAGGAGAGGAGGAGGUGGGGGGAGAGAGAGAGGGGGCAGCGGGAGGCCGAGAGGGAGAGAGUGAGGAGGAGAAGAAGGGGAGAAGGAAGAGGCAGGAGCAGAGGAGGGAGAGAGGGAGGAGGAGGAGGUGAGAGAAGCAGGAUGGAGACAUGGAGUUAGGAGGCUGGGGAGAGCUUAAUGAAAAGAGAGCGAAGAGGGGGGUGUGGGUUAGAAGCCCAGGGGUAACCCGAGGGAAAAGCAGAAGGCAGAGGAGAGGAGUAGGAAGACCGGGAGACAGAGGGAGACUCGAGGGCUUGGGGAGAGAGGCGAGGAAGGAGACACGCCGAGAAGGAGCAGGGGAGUGGGUGGGGUAGGGGGGUCUCAGUCCCCGGCUGCCUCAGAAAUUGGGAACUGGGGCUCCCCGUGUGGAGGAGAGGAAGGCUGCAAGUCCUUGGGGGGUCGGGGUUCCACAGAGAAGGGAAGGAGCUGGGGGGUUGGGGGUCAGGGCAUUGGGAUAGGGGUCGCCCCGAGGCUUCCCCGGGAUGGGGGGUGCAGCUCGUCUGAGCGCCCCUCGAGCGCUGGUACUCUGGGCAGUACUGGGGGCGGCAGCUCACAUCGGACCCGCACCUGACCCAGAGGACUGGUGGAGCUACAAGGAUAAUCUCCAGGGAAACUUCGUGCCAGGGCCUCCCUUCUGGGGCCUGGUGAACGCAGCCUGGAGUCUGUGUGCUGUGGGGAAGCGGCAGAGCCCUGUGGAUGUGGAGCUGAAGAGGGUCCUUUACGACCCCUUUCUGCCCCCACUGAGACUCAGCACUGGGGGAGAGAAGCUCCGGGGCACCCUGUACAAUACUGGUCGACACGUCUCCUUCCUGCCUGCGCCCCGGCCCGUGGUCAAUGUGUCAGGGGGGCCCCUCCUUUAUAGCCACCGGCUCAGCGAACUGCGGCUGCUAUUUGGAGCACGUGACGGAGCUGGCUCGGAACACCAGAUCAAUCACCAGGGGUUCUCUGCUGAGGUGCAGCUAAUCCACUUCAACCAAGAGCUCUACGGGAACCUCAGUGCCGCCUCCCGGGGCCCCAAUGGCCUGGCCAUUCUCAGUCUCUUUGUCAAUGUGGCUGGUAACUCAAACCCAUUCCUCAGCCGCCUCCUUAACCGUGACACCAUCACCCGCAUCUCCUACAAGAAUGAUGCCUACUUUCUUCAAGACCUGAGCCUGGAGCUCCUAUUCCCCGAAUCCUUUGGCUUCAUCACCUAUCAGGGCUCUCUCAGCACCCCACCCUGCUCGGAGACUGUUACCUGGAUCCUCAUUGACAGGGCCCUCAAUAUCACCUCCCUCCAGAUGCACUCCCUGAGACUCCUGAGCCAGAAUCCUCCGUCCCAGAUCUUCCAGAGCCUCAGUGGGAACGGCCGGCCCCUGCAGCCCUUGGCCCACAGGGCCUUGAGGGGCAACAGGGACCCCAGGCACCCCGAGAGGCGCUGCCGAGGCCCCAACUACCGCCUGCAUGUGGAUGGUGCCCCCCACGGUCGCUGAGACUCCCCAUCGAGGAUUGCGCCUGCCUUGCCCAAGCCUCCCCACAGAGGGAGGGGAGUCACCCCCAAAACAAAGCUAUUAAAGGGACAGAAUACUUCCUGUA
Sus scrofa (pig) is the source of this 1826-nucleotide messenger RNA. RefSeq names its product carbonic anhydrase 11 (gene CA11). The record is from RefSeq and is a predicted model, not a curated record. Gene Ontology annotation, biological process: one-carbon metabolic process. Gene Ontology annotation, cellular component: basolateral plasma membrane. NCBI's taxonomy places the organism in Eukaryota, Metazoa, Chordata, Mammalia, Artiodactyla, Suidae. Gene Ontology annotation, molecular function: zinc ion binding; carbonate dehydratase activity.